Amphimedon queenslandica is the source of this 446-nucleotide messenger RNA. RefSeq lists its product as uncharacterized. The transcript has 2 exons. The record is from RefSeq and is a predicted model, not a curated record. NCBI's taxonomy places the organism in Eukaryota, Metazoa, Porifera, Demospongiae, Haplosclerida, Niphatidae. Bases 21 to 446 code for a protein of 141 amino acids.
UAGGACAACCACAAAACAAGAUGGCGGCCGUUGCAGAGCUUAGCUUGACUCCUUCCUCGCUUGCCGAGGCCUCCUUAUCGAGAGCACGUCAGAAAAGAAGGAAAACGACAAACAAAGAAAAAAAGGAAGAACCAGUUUCUCCUACUGAUAGUAGGGUCCCGCAACCUCUCCCCCUUUUAGUACAAAGAGAGAUCCCAGUAACAAGAGAAGAACCAGUUACAGAAACCUCUUUUACUCGUGACACUCAAAAUGGCCGCCAAGAUGAGGAGUCUACUCCUCCUCCCUCUCCCUCUCCUCCAACACAUUCUGAUAGAAAAGAGGCUGGGGGUGUGGCUUUAUCGGGAGACGUGGAUCAUCAUGGGGACCACGAAAGGGAAGAAGGAAUAGUGAGGCCUCAAGUUGAAGAACAGCAAGAUGAAGGUAUGUGUACAUGUGCACUAGUUUAG